Molecule: messenger RNA, 2579 nt
Organism: Megachile rotundata (alfalfa leafcutting bee)
Lineage: Eukaryota; Metazoa; Arthropoda; Insecta; Hymenoptera; Megachilidae
Product: cap-specific mRNA (nucleoside-2'-O-)-methyltransferase 1-like
Biological process (GO): 7-methylguanosine mRNA capping; methylation
Cellular component (GO): cytoplasm; nucleus
Molecular function (GO): methyltransferase cap1 activity
Source: RefSeq, a predicted model, not a curated record
UUAUCGGGGAUAAUGAAACAAUGGAGGACGUUUGAAGGAUUCCCCGCCCAUACAUUCAAGACGCAAAAAACUUUAUCAUUUUCGAUAACGAUUUAAUAUAAUUGCCAGUUGUCUGAAUUGUAGAAAGAACUAAUUAAAUUAAAUAUUAUUUAGUUUUUCUGUAGUGCUGGAUCAAUUCAACUUGAAAAAACUUUUAAAAAAGCAUAUUUAAAUCGUUUAUAUUACGUACUACGCAGCAGAUUAAGGUGUAUUUAGAGUAUUAGAAAUGAUAAAUUGGAGAAAUAAAAAUUCACAAAGUUGGAGAAGGUCUGGACAUCGUUUUCCAAGCCAUGCACCAGGACCAAGAGAUGGACAAGGGAAUCCAUCAAGACAUGCACCAGUGCAAUAUGUGCCACUACAAAUUCCAGAACUUGAAGCUGUAGCAAGGAAAUGGGAUUCUAUAGAAGAAGAAAUAAAAAUUGAACAAGAUAUGAAAUGGAUCAAAAGCCCAAAUAAUUCUUUGCCAUCAUUAAACAGUAUGAUGCUUUGGCUGCAGAAGGGACCUAAAAAGCUUGUUAUAGAAGACGAAACUCAAUUUUGUGAUGAGAAUAUGCUUAGAAAUAUUUUACAUUUAAAAUCAACAUUGUACAAAAUACAUGAUGACAUAUGUCAUGUAUGGACACGCUGUAAUACUUUUGAAACAAUCCGCAAUGCAUUCUUUUUAAAUCGUUCUGCUGUUAAAAUGGCAAAUAUGGAUAAAGCAUGUAACUUUAUGUUUACCAAACCUGCAGGUUUGAAGAACAAUGAGUUGCUAUAUUUUGCAGAUGUAUGUGCUGGCCCAGGUGGUUUCAGUGAAUACGUUCUGUGGAGAAAGAAAUGGCAUGCAAAAGGAUUUGGUCUUACUUUAAAAAAUAUAGAUGACUUUGAAUUAAAUAAAUUUCAAGCUGGUCCUUGCGAAACAUUUCAUCCAUAUUAUGGACCAAAAGGUGAUGGUGAUAUUUUUGAUCCCAGUAAUCAAAAAGCUUUCAGAAAUCUUAUAAUGACUCAUACCCAUGGUAAGGGAGUACAUUUCAUGAUGUCUGAUGGUGCAUUUGAAAUUGAAGAGGGUCAAAAAAGUUUACAAGAGAUUUUUCUAAAACAAAUAUAUCUCUGUCAGUGUCUAGUAGCUUUGAUGGUUGUAAGAGAGGGAGGACAUUUUGUCACAAACAUAUUUGACCUUUUUACACCUUUUAGUGCAGGCUUAACAUAUCUAAUGUAUCUUUGCUUUGAAGAAAUUUGUAUUUUAAAACCAAAUUCUUCUCGACCAGCAAAUUCAGAGCGAUUUUUGAUAUGUAAAAGUAAACGGCCUAGAGUACAUGAUGUUAUAAAAUAUCUUGAACAUGUUAAUAAUUUGCUUUUGCAAGAGAAAAAUAACAAUGAUGUUGAUGUUUUACAGUUGGUAUCGCCUGAAGAAUUAGAGAAUGACAAACAUUUUGUAGAGUACCUUUGUGCAUCUAAUAAUUUAAUAGGAAGAAAACAAAUAAUAGCUUUACGUAAACUAGCUGCAUUUUAUAGAAACCCUUCUUUUGUUGAACCAAAACAAGAUUUUGUACGUAAGGAGUGUUUGAAAUAUUGGGAACUACCUGAUCACAAUAGAAGAACAUAUAUAAGAACGUUUAUAAAGCCUACAAAUAAAUUGUCCCUUCUUGGAUAUGAUACUAAACUUACAUCAGUUCCAGCAAAAAGAUUAACAACAGAAAAUAUUCAAGAUACAAUAUUAAAUGAACCAUGUGAUUGGUUCUGUGUGCCCUGUAGUACUGGGAUUUCCACUAAAGCAAUGGCAGUGCCCACAUUUUACAUGGGCAUGGGAAGAAAUAAUGUAUAUUAUUUAGUAGAUGGCAUUUGGAUAGAAGUUGAUCAUAUCAAUGUAGAAUUACCACCAGAUACACUUGUAUAUGCUGAAAUAGUACAAGAAAUAACAAAGGAAUAUCAGCAGCAAGUACUAGCAUUACAUAUUAUAGAUGCUGUCAUUUUGGGAGGUGAAAAUAUUGGUCAUAAAUGUUUGAAAGACAGGUAUGAACUCAUAAAACAAUUUUGUGAAGCUUUAUGGAAACCAAAUGGAAGUAGAUAUGCUCGUGUGCGUAUUAAGGAAUUACUUCCAAUAGGUCCAAACAUUCGUGAAACAUUGCAAGUUAAACCAUGUAGAAUUAACAAUCGAAUGGAGAUGGUAUAUGAAUUUCAAACAGCAUCUUUAGAUUGCAACAGCUUUGACAACAAUAAACUCUAUUUUGUAUUACGUAGUGUAAUUUUCUUGAAAAAUAAUUUUUGUAAUUCUAAAGUAGAAGAAAAUAAGUCUGCCCCACAUAGAUUAAUUGCAAUAAAAGAAAACUUCAUUCAGUCAUUUGAAAAUCGCAUUAUCUGGUAUUGGUCUUAUGAUAGAAAUUUGAUGGUAGAAAAUCUUGCACAGCUUAUUAAAUCCCAUUGGCCUGUGUCUGCAUAAAAUGAUUUUGAAAUAUUGAAAUGCCAAAUUAAAUAUAACAUUUUUUAUUUAAUAAUUUUUAAUCAGGAUAUUAAUUCCUACAAUACAUGAAUUAUUUUUGUUAUCUAACUUGCAGAGGUUU